This is a messenger RNA of Arctia plantaginis, 909 nucleotides long. The record is from the annotation of a GenBank genome assembly. Lineage: Eukaryota; Metazoa; Arthropoda; Insecta; Lepidoptera; Erebidae.
AUGCCUUUAAUAAUAAUAUGUGGAACACCAGUGAGUGGUAAAACUUUUAGAACGAAUGAACUGAAAGAUUUUUUCAUUAAUAAACACAAGAAGAAAGUUGAGAUAGUUUCUGAAGACGAGGCUAUUGCCAAGUUAGGUUAUGAGAAGAACUCUACUUAUUUGGACUCGCAGAAAGAGAAGAGAAUCAGAGGGUACCUAAAGUCCGAAGUAUUGAGGCUUAUUGGCAAAGAUAAUGUUGUUAUAUUGGAUGGAAGUAACUACAUAAAAGGUUACCGCUAUGAACUCUACUGUGCUUCUAAAGCAUCUAAAUCCACACAAUGUACAGUUUACACCAUAAGAAAUCAUGACGAAGCUUGGGAGGCGAACCUUAAGAGAGAGCAGGAUGCAAACACGGAAAAACAAUUAGUAGAUAAGGACAGCAGUAUAAACAGUAUGCCAUAUACUGAGGAAGUGUUCAAUGCCUUGACCAGGUUAAGAUUUGAAGAACCCAACUCCAAUAAUAGAUGGGACAGUCCACUAUUCACAGUACUCAAUACACCAUCAGAUGAACUCAAUUUGGACAAUAUAUACAAGGUCCUGUUUGAGAAGAAGCCGCCUCCUCCUAAUAUGAGUACACAGAAUGCACCUCUGACAGCAACAAAUUUCUUGUACGAAUUGGACAAAGUGACUCAAUCAAUAUCAAAACAGAUCUUAGACGCAAAGCAACUCAAUAUGGAUGGUGAAGUCAAGUUUCCAGAAUAUCCCGGAUGUAUAUUAGAAGCUGGCUACACUCAGUUUGUUAAUCCACAGAAGUUACUCAGAUUAAGAAGACAGUUUCUCACUUACGCGAAGAUGAAUCAUUCUAAUGAAGAUACGAGUAAAAUAGGACGAUAUUAUAUACAAUAUUUAAAUAAAACAUUGACGGAUUGA